AUGGCGUCGACGGACAUCAAACCUCUCGUAACGCACAUCUUCACAGCCGAUCCAUCAGCCCACGUAUUCAGUGGCAAGUUGUAUGUCUACCCGUCCCACGAUGUCAGCACCGAUAUCAAAGACAACGACAAUGGCGACCAAUAUGCCAUGAAUGACUAUCACGUGCUUUCGAUGGAGGAGGUCGGUGGACCGGUCACAGAUCACGGGGUAGCCUUGGCAUUAGAAGAAAUCCCAUGGGCGGGAAAGCAGCUCUGGGCCCCAGACGCGGCAACCAGAGAUGGCAAAUACUACCUCUUUUUCCCAGCAAGAGAUAAGGAGGGUGUGUUCCGUAUUGGAGUUGCUGUGAGCGAUGUUCCUGAGGGACCUUUCAAGCCGGAGCCGGAACCGAUUGAAGGGAGCUUCAGUAUCGAUCCUGCCAGCUUCGUGGAUGAUGACGGAGAGGCGUAUUUAUAUUUCGGCGGGAUUUGGGGCGGUCAGCUGCAAUGCUGGACAUCUGGCGAAUUCGACAAAGCGGCCUACAGCGGCAUGGAGGCCCAAUCUGGAAAUGCUCUGUACCCCAAAGUUGCAAAAUUGAGCAAAGACAUGCUCUCUUUCGACGGCGUUGUUCAAGACGUUAUCAUUUUCGACAAGGAGGGUCAGCCAUUGGCUGCCUCUGACCAUGAUCGUCGCUUCUUCGAGGCAGCGUGGAUGCACAAGUAUAACGGCAAAUACUAUUUCUCGUACUCGACGGGAGAUACGCAUUACUUGUGCUAUGCGGUUGGGGAUAAUCCAAUUGGCCCGUUUACGUAUGGUGGGAGGAUUUUGGAACCAGUGCAGGGAUGGACGACCCACCAUUCAAUUGUGGAGCAUAAGGGGAAGUGGUAUUUGUUCCAUCAUGAUACUUCACUCUCGGGCAAGAACCAUCUGAGAUGUGUUAAGGUGACGGAAAUUUUCUAUAAUAAGGAUGGGGAGAUAAAAGUUACUCCUUCGUAG
Molecule: messenger RNA, 972 nt
Organism: Hyaloscypha bicolor E
Lineage: Eukaryota; Fungi; Ascomycota; Leotiomycetes; Helotiales; Hyaloscyphaceae
Product: glycoside hydrolase family 43 protein
Exons: 2
Coding region: 1-972 (323 amino acids)
Biological process (GO): carbohydrate metabolic process
Molecular function (GO): hydrolase activity, hydrolyzing O-glycosyl compounds
Source: RefSeq, a predicted model, not a curated record